UGAGAAAUGGGCGCGGAAGGUAUGGAGCCCGCAGUCUUUGAGCAUCUCAUGCCUUUUGAGUUCCUCUGCUUCUCUUUUCCCAACCCUCUACCUUCUCCAGAAAACCCUUACUCCGAAACCCUCCGAGUUGCCGUCGCUGAUGCUCCGUCUUCCCCGUCUAAAACAUCCCCGCCGGCGAUCGCCGCCGUGCUUGUCCCUAACCGCCGUGAAGACGAUUGGGUAUUCUCCACCGCCGCCGGACAUUUCCAGCUCCUCCUCUUCUUGUCCUCUCCCAAUCUUUCAAUCUCUCGGCUCGUCCUUAUUGGCAACCUCCCGUCCUGUUCGUCUUCCUUGCCGCGGCCCUAUUCUCGUUCCCAGUCAGACGGCGAAGGUGCGUCACUGGAUUGCUUCCAGGAGAGCUUAAUGCCUCUACUGUAUGCGCUGUGCCCUAAAGCUGCGUUUGUGAAUGGCAUGCCAUCGAUUCCCUUUCUCGUUUAUGAGGACGGCGUAAUUCGCUGUAAUCCUGUUGAGAAGGUCGUCGGACACAGAGCCGGAGAGAUGCUGGUGGAGGACGUGGAGAUUGAAGUAUCGCCUGAGUUACGGGAGCUCCGUCGCCGGUUGCGGUUCAAGAAGAUGCCCAAUCUCAUUCAAACACAGGUACGGCUACUUCCCGAUUCGGUUGAUGUUGAAGUCUUUCGGCCGGAGAUGGGUUCGUUAGUGCAACCCUAUCUUGGGCCCAUGGUUUCUGCGCUUUUCUUGAAUGGUCUUGCUAUCGAUGAGGGUUUCCGGUCUGGCAAUGUGCCAUUUGUUCUCUGUGUUGGGGUUGGCGGAGGGCCGCUGGUUACAGCUCUGAGAUGGCGUUUUGGGUUUCGUGUAUUGGGGGUGGAGGCCGAUGAAGAGGUUUUGAGCGUUGCAAGGAGGCAUUUUGGACUGUUUGAAGACGAAUUCCUAAAGGUAUUUGUUGACGAUGGAAUCAGAUUGAUUGAGGAUUAUGCCCUGGAACGAUCGGAGAGUAAACUUUUUCAUGCCAUCAUGGUGGAUUUAGAUGAAGAAGAUCCCAUGAAUGGUAUUGGCGCGCCACCAGCGAAGUUUUUACGGAGGAAUGUUCUUGCUGGGGCGAGAAUGGCUCUUCAUUCAAAGGGAAUUCUGGUAGUGAAUGUUAUUCCUUCGGAUGAAUCACUAUAUGCAAUGAUGAUUAAGCUUCUUCGCAAAUUUUUCUGUGAAUUGUAUGAACUAAAAGUAGAAGAUGGUGAGAAUUUUGUUAUCAUUGCAACAGCUUCUCCCAUUGGAUCCGAUUUGAAGAAUAUGAAGAAGCAGGGUGGUAUUUUUGAGAAGUUGAAGAAAUUAGGCUGUGAGAGUUUUAUAGCUGGUAUCAAGAAGAUUUGAGGUUUGAUUAUAAAGCUAAAGUAAUGGAUAAACUUAUUAUUUCAGCAAAGAUUUGCCACUCAUUGCUGUAUUAUUAUCCAGCGUGGUUUCAUUUUUUUCUCAGAAAGG
Phalaenopsis equestris is the source of this 1473-nucleotide messenger RNA. Its product is annotated as methyltransferase-like protein 13. Gene Ontology annotation, biological process: polyamine biosynthetic process. The coding region runs from base 7 to 1365 and encodes 452 amino acids. The transcript has 2 exons. NCBI's taxonomy places the organism in Eukaryota, Viridiplantae, Streptophyta, Magnoliopsida, Asparagales, Orchidaceae. The record is from RefSeq and is a predicted model, not a curated record.